Schistocerca nitens (vagrant locust) is the source of this 369-nucleotide messenger RNA. Its product is annotated as putative ankyrin repeat protein RBE_0150. The record is from RefSeq and is a predicted model, not a curated record. Lineage: Eukaryota; Metazoa; Arthropoda; Insecta; Orthoptera; Acrididae. Bases 1 to 369 code for a protein of 122 amino acids. Gene Ontology annotation, molecular function: protein binding. The transcript has 3 exons.
AUGGAUUUCUACAUUUUUGUUUUAAUGCUACUUCAUGAUGCUGGAGCCGAUCUUUCAAAAAGGGAUGUUCUUGGGAGGACUGCACUCCAUAGAACACUGGGAAACAAGGAUAAUUUUGAGUACUUGUGGGAAAACUGUAAAGAUUUCACACACUCUGUUGAUAAGAAAGGGCAGACGCCAAUACACAGAGCUAUUUCAGAUUUCCAUCUUCAUUGGGAAAUGCAAUAUGUAGUGAGGCUCCUAUUGGAAGCUGGUGCAGAUGCCAAAUCAUGUGAUACAGAAGGAAAGACACCUUUAUGUAUUGCUGUAGAGAAAGGCUCACGUGAUGCAUCACUUUGUGAAACAAAUGUCUGGUGGAUGGUCAAGUAA